AUGCAGCACAGCACCCAGUGUUUCAAAUGUGGAGGUCCUUCUCACGCCAGAGCAGAAUGUCCCGCCAAUGACACAAAAUGCCGGGGCUGCGGAAAAAAAGGCCACUACCAGCGCGUAUGUAGAAACAAGGCUGUAGUAGCGUGCAUUGAGGAAGAAGAGAGGAAAAGUUUCUUCCUGGGUUCUGUGACAUGCAAAACCAAUAAGUGGGAGGUGGAUGUGCAGAUAAAAGAGAAACGGCUGAAGUUCAAACUUGACACUGGGGCAGAUGUAACUGCCAUUUCUGAGAGUGACCUGAAAGACUUGUACCCGGGGGCACAAAGGCCUGUUCUCCAUGAGCCAGAGAAACCCUUGCUGGGUCCAGGAAAGAUACAGCUGGGGGUAGUAGGCUAUGCAAAAAUGCAGCUGACUUACAAAGCCAAGCAGACGGAGGAGAAGGUUUAUGUGGUCAAAAACCUGGGCACACCUUUGCUCGGGUUACCAGCCAUUAUUGCCUUGGGCAUACUUAUUCGAGUUGACAUGCCGACACAUCCCUCUGAGCUACAACCUGAGCUGCCUGACCGCAGCUUGCUGUUUCAGAAAGAAAGGGUGAAGAGGAUGACAGAUGCUGCAAACUUCAACAGGCGUCAUCGUGCGAAGCCACUCGGGAGCCUGUCAUCAGGUCAGAAUGUGUGGAUAACUGACACACAAACAUCAGGGACAGUGAUCCAGAGUCACACCUCUCCGAGAUCGUACCUUGUGGAUGCGCCACAUGGAGUGGUAAGACGAAACCGCAUGCAUCUUAUACCACUCCAGUCUCCAGCACAAGAUGAGGGUGGACAGCAGCAACAGGAGCCACUGCCGGUCCUAGAGCAGGAUCAUGCACCACCUGCUGUGGGGUCUCCUGUGCACUCUCCGGGGGUUUCUAUUCCCAGAACAACCAGGUCUGGGAGAGUGAUUAAACAGCCCACUAGACUGAACUUAUAA
Messenger RNA from Menidia menidia (Atlantic silverside), 963 nucleotides. NCBI's taxonomy places the organism in Eukaryota, Metazoa, Chordata, Actinopteri, Atheriniformes, Atherinopsidae. The record is from the annotation of a GenBank genome assembly.